ACAAUAUAUAAUACAUUUAUGUUCCAAAGGGGCAUAAUAAAGUUAAAUAAAAAAUAUUGGUGAGCUAGCUUCAUCUUUUCGUUUAGAUGGUUGCAGCGAACUUAAGGUGUUGUUCAACUGAUCUAUCUGUCCAAACAUCGGAGCUUUCUUCUUCUUCUUCUUCUUCUUCUUCUUCUUCUUCUUUUCCCUUUCUUCUUUUUGUUUCAAACAGCAGAAUUUUAUGAUAUUAUUAUAAUAAAUGAAGUGGAAGAAGGUAACGAAGGUAGAAAAAGUUAUGGAAAAAAAAAACAAUCAGGUAAAGUAGAAGAUAACAGGAAAAUAUAAUGAUUUUCCAUAUACAAUUUCAACAGAGGAAGACUGAAAGAUUCUCUGAGGUGAGGUUCCUCUUAUCAAUUAUAUAACCCCAGAUUAUGAUUUUUCUUUUUAUAUUUAUGACCACUGACUUGGUCAAAGGCUGUGGCUAGGAAAUACUAUAAUUUUUUUUUCUCUUCAUUUAUUAGCUUGUUGUAUCAAAUAAUCUGUAAGGAAAACAGAUGGAAACGCCAUACUUAUUUUUUUCACCUAUCAUUAAACCUAAGUUACCAAACCAUUUAAACAUAAGAAAUGAAUAAUUAAUUGAUGUUAAAUACAAACCAGAUUUUAUUUUCAUUAUUUAUGCAAUUCAGUUACUGUUUCUAUAUAGUGCACCUAUUUUUUAAAACAGGGUUUUUUAUGGGUUUUGAAAAGGAAUGGUAGUGAUGGUUGUUAUCUUUUUCUUUUAUACCAUCAACAACCAUCUUCCCUAAUUUGUUUGCUUGCCCACCUCAUUAUUCUCAACAAAAGAAAAAUUAAUUUGUUAUACUGAAAUAUGGAAUAUUUAAUGGAAUAUAUAUUUAAAAGAAAUAAAGAAUUCCUCUAUAAUAUCUAUCUUUUUCUUCUUUUCACACUAAAAGGAUCAAACCACAACUCUCUUAUACUUUGACCAGUUGCCUUCAUCACAGCCUUUCUCUCUCACACACAUGGGUGUCCCACCCUGAUCUUUUUGAGUGAAACCACGAGCAGAAGCAGCAGCCUCUCUUUUUGAGAAGAAAAGGCUAGAGAACAACUCCUUUCCCUCCUUUCUCUUUACCCCUCUCUCAAACAAAAAAGAUUUAAAAAAACAAACCCUAGUUCUGCUGAACUCUUACAGGGCUAAAAGCCAAAAGAAAGGCAAGAAAGAGAUUACAAGAGACCCCUCCCAGCAAAGUUUACUUUCAUUUUACCUCUCUUCUGCAACCAUUAGUUUGAUGAUCCCUGAGCUGUUAAUUCCUUUCUUUACACAUACCCUUUUGCUCAAAGACAAAGUAAAAGCAAGCAAAGCACUGUCUUCUUUGCAGAUCAGAGCUUUAAAGACAACAUGGGUACUUUCUGAUAGCUCUGCUUCCAGAAGAUCUUCCUCUUUCUUCUCUCUUUUCCUUCUUUUUUUUUUCUUUCCUUUCUUCUCUCUUUUUUGUAUUACCUCACGCUUCGUUUUGUAGCUUCCUUCUUAAAUGAGUCCGAGUGGUAAGUAAGCAAAAAAUCUCUUCUCUGAAACUCCUCAUAUCUCUGUGUCCCUUUUACGUCUUUCCCUCUUUUUUCUUGGCUAUUUCCGGUCUGUUUGUCUUUUUACCCCUUCUUUCUCAUGGAUUCUGGUAAUAGUGGUAGUAUGCCAUCUUCGAGUGGUGGCAGUGAAGAGUAUGAUUCACGCGCUGAGUCCAUCUCAGCUUUCUUGAACAAUAAUUCAUCGAGCCAUGUUGGUCAUGGUCCCUUGGGGAACCAACCACCACCACCAGCACCACCGCAACAGCAACACCAGAGUCACUCUUCAUCAGCUAUGUUUGACCCUUUAUCAAACUACUUCGAUCAUCCUUUAUCAAGAUCACCGCAACUUACAACAAUUCCAAAUUCACUCCUCAAUCUUGAUGUGGUUUGGUCCAAAAAUCUAAGAUCUGAGCCCAAUUGCACUGAUCUUGGUGGGUUCAUAGCGUCAUCAUCACCAACCCAACAGUUGUUGACCAACCAGCAGGCACAAAGCAGAGCUACUUUUCCUUCUAUGCAGAUCCCUCAAGGACCAGAGAGCGCUACAAAAAGUUCAAUUUCAGGCACAGGUGACCAACCCAACAACAACAACAGCAACAUGGUGCGUAACCCAAAGAAGAGAUCCAGAGCUUCUAGGCGUGCACCAACAACUGUUUUGACCACAGACACCACCAAUUUCCGAGCCAUGGUUCAGGAGUUCACUGGGAUCCCUGCACCACCCUUCACGUCCUCACCUUUCCCGAGAACCAGGCUUGAUCUAUUCGGUACACCUUCCACUAUGAGAUCAACCCCUUUAGACCCUUCACCUCCUCAUUAUCUUUUAAGACCAUUUGCCCAAAAAAUCCACCCUCCCCCGUUUGUUUCUUCUUCUACGGCUUCCUCCUCAUUUCCUAGCUCCUCGAUGGUCGAUGCUAUAGCUUCUACUCCUAGUACUAACAUCACUUCCGCAUCUGCUAGUAACAACAAUACUACUUCUAGUUCAACUUCCAUUAACUACCAACUGUCAUCCGAGUUAGGCCUUUUAAAGCAGCCUCAAAAUCUCCUCAAUAUCAACAUGCAAAACCCAAUUCUUAACUUCCAAUCUCUCCUACAAGCCCCUCCAAAAUACCCGCUUCCCAAUUCAACCAUUCUUGGAACAAAACUGCAAGGGUCCUCAGAUAUGCCAUCAAAUGACUCUUCUCUCAAAAUGGGUGUUUUAGAAGAGUUUGGUUUGAGCCAUGGCCAUGUCAAUACCAACCUCAGCGGGCUCCAAAACAUGGUAUCAUCGGACGGGGCAUUGCCAAGAAAUGAUAGUAGUACUAAUCCUCCAAGCUGGGGAGAAGGGACAGGCUCCCAAGAACAUGAUCAAAGUCUCCUAAGGUCCAUCAAUGGCGGCUACAACAGUAACUCUCAGAGAGUCUCAAAUGGGAAAGUGAGCAACUUCUCGGCUUCUUCAUCGGACUUCCAUGGCGAUAAAGGGCCAGAAAAUGUAGCUACAAGAAGUGAAGGUAUGGUGGAGUCAUGGAUAUGUUCCUCAGAUUAGGAGUAUCUAAAACGUUACCAAAAAUAAACCAAAAAAAGAAAAGGUUUCAAAAUGAGAAAAUCUCAACAAAGAAUAUCAAGGAAAUGAUGCGAGUACAUCACAUGAUGCAUGAAAGAGAUGGAAUCUUUCUUGUUCUCUCCCAUAUUAACCAUGACUUUCGACAUAAUUGAAAACACUGUUUUUUUUUUUCUUUCCUUUUUGUCUUAUCUUUUUUUCUCCCCCUUUUAAAGUUUAAACCUCCCCCUUUUAUUUUGAUCAUCACUAUGUAAAUAAUAGUAGCGUCUCUCUAUAUAUAUUCUUUUUUCCUUCUUUUAUUUGUCACAUUUUCUCAUAUUAUAAUAAUGUUCUUCAUACAUGGA
This is a messenger RNA of Theobroma umbraticum, 3417 nucleotides long. Its product is annotated as VQ motif-containing protein. NCBI's taxonomy places the organism in Eukaryota, Viridiplantae, Streptophyta, Magnoliopsida, Malvales, Malvaceae. The record is from RefSeq and is a predicted model, not a curated record.